AUGGAUGCUCUGCUCUGCCCCUGUUGUCCCAGUCUCUUUCCCGGUUGCUUUCCCUCCUGUCCACUGGUCCCUGUUCUGUUGGUUGACCAGUUUCACAGCUGUGUUGUUGCCCCAGGACGCCAUGUCUACCCAUUCAAAUUUCAGAUCCCUUCCCAGGAUGUGCCCUGCUCCUUCACUGGUUCCAAUGGUAAGAUUGUGUACUUGCUGGAAGCCAAGGUGAGCAGAUCAACAUGGUUUACCAGUAAAGAUUCGACUAAAAUCAACGUUGUGUCCAAAGCGGACCUUGUCAGUGUCCCUGGGAUAAAGACACCUCAGCACAAAAGUAUGGAGAAGAAAUUUAACCUUUUCACCUCAGGCGCAGUAACCAUGACUGCAGACAUUGAAAAAACAGGAUUCUUUCAAGGAGAAGGAUUAAAGGUUGUGGUCCGCAUUAUCAACAAGUCCUCUCGUGAAAUCAAGCCCAAGUACUGUGUGUACAGAAAGCACAGCUUCUUCGCAAAUGGGGAAAGAAGACUUGAAACUAAAGAUAUCUUGAAAGACGUGGGAACAGCCAUCGCUCCUUCUGCUUCGAAAAAGGUCACAAGGGUCAUCACCAUCCCCCAUGAUAUGGAGCCCUCCAUCCUCAACUGCAACAUCAUCAAAGUAGAGUACAGACUCAGGGUCUACCUUGAUGUCAAAUAUGCUUUAGACCCAGAGAUCAAGUUUCCCAUAAUCAUCAUGCCGGCCUCUCGGGUUCCUGCUGUGGUACCACCACCUGCUGCUGCUGCUGCCGCUGCCGCCGCCACCACCUCUUCUGACUCUGGAUUGGAACCAUUCGGGAAGACAACCCCACCAGCAGCACCCCAGCCUUUUGACCCCCCUCCUCCCUAUGAAGCUCAUGGGAUGUAUCCUCCUUUGACAGAUUUUGGCAAUAUUUCAGAGAAAUGA
This is a messenger RNA of Seriola dumerili (greater amberjack), 927 nucleotides long. RefSeq names its product arrestin domain-containing protein 4-like. Gene Ontology annotation, biological process: protein transport. Lineage: Eukaryota; Metazoa; Chordata; Actinopteri; Carangiformes; Carangidae. The record is from RefSeq and is a predicted model, not a curated record. Gene Ontology annotation, cellular component: plasma membrane; cytoplasm. The transcript is spliced from 6 exons. The coding region runs from base 1 to 927 and encodes 308 amino acids.